GUACGUUACUGGACAGGUGAGGUCGCUGGGAAGCGACCAUCGAGCGAAUUAAAACUGACAAACAAACAAAAAGUACGGCAAAUGUCAAACGAUUUUGAAAAGAUGAUUGAUUACGUUAAUUAUAGUGGCCAAAAGUUGUGUCAGUAAAAAAUCCGAAUGUCUUCUAAUUCGAAAAAGUCCCCUCGAUUCGAGGAUCUAAUAUCAACUGAAGAUGAUACCUUGGGCUCUUCCAUAAGUCUUAGUGUAGGUGAAAAUUCAAUUAGAAUAAAAGAAAAACCCAAGGUGAAUAAAGAUGCAGCACCAAGCGAGAAAAGUGAGAAAGAGAAAUGGUGGCUGAAAAAACCAGAUAAUAGAUUCGAGGUCUCCAAUGCUAUUCAGAUAGAAGUAAAAGUGAAACAGACUCCAUCCCCUUCGCCGGAUAUUAGUUCUUCAAUGAAAGAAUUUCUGGAGAAGGAAAAAAUGUGCAAAGCCAUACAUAGAUAUGAAAUAGAAGCAAAGGAUAAAGAUGACACCUUGUGUGAUAUUUUAGCUUCCGCAGCUUUUGACAAAUAUCCAUCUGAUUUUGAGAAUGCGACCGAUGAAGAUAUAGGUAGUAUCCUAGAGGAAAUGAGUAAGAUAGCUGGAGCUCUCAGUCCAAAUUCUGCUCCAGAUCAUACGAAAUCUAGGAACUCUUCCAAGAAUCCCACAGAGGAAGAGAAAUCUGUAGAAGAGUUGCUCGAAGAAGCUGAAAAACUUGUAAGGAAAAAUAGUAGUAGUUUAUCCAAGAGCGGAUCAAAAACUGAUACUUUAGUACCUGAAAAUAUUCCUGAAGAUGCAGAGGGUCUUAACAGAGUUAGGCAAUUGGAAGCUGAUAUCUUUCAAAUGAUAGAAGAGGAGGUGCAUAAAGAAACAGAGAAAAUUAAAAAAAGUCCGAAAAGCGAGAAGAAAAGGGAACACAGUCCUGGGUUCGAAGUCAUAUAUGAAAAUGUGAACAGUUUAAGAGCACCAAAAACAUUGGAGCUUCAGAGAAGAAAAUUUGAAGAACAGAAGGUAGAAGUAUCAAGUAGUUCUGAUUUGGAUGAUCCAAUUGAAAGGCAUUCUAAGUCAGAGGAACUAAAGAGCAUAAGGAAAAUGGAAUCAGACAAGGAUAAUCUACAGAAGGAGAUUAUCGAUGUAGAUAAAGACUUCUUUGAAGAUUUAUUAAAGAAAUCUAAAGAGAGAGCUGAAGGAGGGAUGUCAGGCAGUUCAAGCUUUGGGCAAGAAGACUUCUCACAUUUUUUAAAGCUUUUGCAAGGUCAGGCCGAUAAAAAGGAACAAGAAUCAAACAAUCUCACAGAUUCUUUUCGUUUACAAACUGCUGCUGAAAAACCAACUGUUGCUGAACAGAAUUCCGAAAAUGAUAAGAGUCCUGAUUUUCCUGAGAAGGAAAUUUCUGAUAUAUUACAGAAAGAAUUACCUCAAAUUAGAGAUUCGAAAUUUGAACAUGAAAUUACAGAAACAGACUCUAGUGUAGGGGCAGAUGAACAUAAAUCAUUGCAAAGCAAUAGUAGUAGCGGUAAAAGUGAGAUGAAAGUAUCUGUCAAAAAGGAUCAGCCAUCUCCGAAGCAACUUGCAACAACAGCAGAUACCAAGAAAGAAGAACUGUUCAUUGUUGGUCUGACGCCAAGAUUGGAACUGUUUGCAGAUGCGAUCCCUAAAUUAUUGGCUGAGAAGACAAUCGAGAGCGCAAAGAAACAGAAUGAAGUUUCGGAAGAUGCGAAACCGGACGUUCCUAAGACUAUAUUAAGGCCCGAAGUUAAAACUAAUGUAAACGCAACGACAAGUCAACGUAGCAAUAUAGAACGUAAAACUAAUCAGCCAGCUAGUGCGUCAAGUGUUAAGUCACAGAAAAAGGAAAUCAGGUUCUCUAAAUCUAAAAGUUAUGAUCAGAUUUGUAAGCCACCGUUUAGAACUUCUGUUGAAAAUUUAAAGACAGCUAAAUCUAUAGAUCCCCCGAAGAAAUCUGCUGUAACCAAUACCGCGAUCAGAAGAUCACCAACAUUAAAGCCAAAAUUGCAACCUACAGUGAAACGAAUUACAAAAGUCACCCCAAAGCCCAAGGUUUCUCCAAAGCCAAACAAGGACCCUGUUAAGACUGGUUCAACUCUUUCUUUGUCUUCCAUGUAUAAGGGGUACUCCGCUAGAUCACCGGACACUUAUUCAAAGGUUACAAUGGCUGGCGGUGACAACAAGCUGAAUACAACGAAACAAAAUUGGGAAAUGUUGUUUCGCGAAGAGAAACAUAAAAAUAAUCUCCUAAAACAACAGCUAGAGUCUGAAGCAAAAAUGUACAAAAGCCAAAUGGACAACAUGCGUAUAUCUUUUGAAGAGGAACUGUUUGCCUUGAAGAAGCAGAACAUAGUCCUAAAAGCAAAAGUAGAUGAACUUUCGUUGAACGAAAAACGUCCGGAACCUCAGCUUAAGAAAGACACGAAGAUUAUGUUUUUGGAGAAAGAAUUAGAGAAACAGGAAAAAUUAAUUCGCGGAUAUGAGACUGAGAAUAAGAAGUUGAUACAAGAUUUAAAACGAUUUCAAGAAGAAAUCAAGCACCUGCAAAAGCAGAAGAGUACAGCAUUUGAAUCAAGUAAGAGACAAGAGCUUGAGGACAAGGUUAAAGACCUCGAAGAAGAGGCUCUAAAAUUGAAUCUAGAAGUUUCUGAGAUUCGGGAGAAAAAUGCGGAUUAUGCAUUAAAGAACGAAGACUUGAGUCAGCAGAAUAGUUUGUUGAACGAUGAGUUGGAGAUGUUUAAAGAGCAGUUGAAGACGAAGAACGAUUUUAUCACUGAUAGACUACAAGCUAUGACGACAGCGGAGCUCGAAUUGAAGAAACAAGUAGAGGACUUGUCGGUGAAAUUAAGUUCUAAGACAGAACAAUUACGGAUAGUAAAAUUAGAGUUUGAGAAGCUCCAACAAAAUGUAUUGCCACUGGAGAAAGAGUUGCUGGAACUGAGAGUAAAGGAAGGUCUUUUACAAGAGAAGUUACAUGUAUCCAAGAGUCACGUAGAACGUGAGAAGCAGUUGUCACAGAAGUUGAAAGAUCAGGUGAUCUUGGAUAGUAAGAAAAUCACAGACUUGAACAGGCAAGUGCGCGAAAUGGAACGAAUACUUAAAAGAAAGAAUCCUGAUUCAGUUUCCGCUCUUAUACUGACUGCUAAUUCGGAACAAGACAAGGUCGGAGCUGAAAAGUUGAAGUUGUUGGAGGAUAGAAUAGCAAGUUUAGAAAAGGAAAUCAAGGUGAAGGAUGACUUAGCGCAACAGAAAUUGAUAGAAUUCCAGAAGAAGUUCUCUGACAUGAAAGAGAAAUACACCACACAGAUAAUGGAGCUGGAGGAAAAACUGUUGGAUGCUAAUAUCAAGGAACGUAAAGUAUACAACGAUAUGUUUACUCAGACAGUGUCAAAACUUGUCGAAAAUAAAAGUGUAGAAACCAUUAGGAGAGAAGAGAGGGCUGGGUCUUUCGAGAAGGAAGACAAAAAGGAGCAAAAGCCACAGGCUAAAGUAAAUUUGAAAUCUCAGAAUCCUAAGGAAGAUGCUCAUCUCUUGGCCACUAUAAGGGGAUUGAAGCUGGAACUAUCAAACAAGGAUAAAACGAUGUCUAAAGUCACCAAAGAGUUUCAGGAGUUACAGAAAACGAAUAAGAGGUUACAGAAGGAGAGGGAGAAACUGUUGAAUGACAGGAGAGCUAUCAAGGCUAUUGACUUUGAGAAAAUGAAUCGUGCUAUGGUGUCUUCUGAUUCAAAGUUGUUGAGCCUGCGAUCUACAGAGGGAAAUGACCAAAAUUCAAAUGUCUACCAAAACGGACACACAAAUGAAACGAACAGUCAAAGAUUGACUUCAUCUAUACAAAAGUUUUACGAUCCUCUGCAAUACACUGAGAAUGGAGACAAUAAUCUAGUGAAGAGGCUCACCGACGAGAACGAUAUCUUAAAGGAAGAACUAAGCAAAAUGAACAAAGACUUUAUGGCUCUGAAAAAUAAACGACUGCACGACUUGAAUCUCUUACAAGAAGAGCACGAACGCGAGAUGGCUACCUUACUGAAAGAGUACAGUGUCAAAGUUGGAGAUUCUAAAGUGGUAAAGUUACAGAGUCAGAUAAAUACGCAAGUGGCUGUGAUUUCUCAUUUAAAGCAACAAAUUGAGAAGCUGCGGGACUACAAAGAGCAAGUGGUUGUCCUGAAGGCUGAACGAGAACACUUGGAGAACAAAGUGAAGACAUUAAAUGAAAAAGUCAACUACUUAUCAACACCGGGAACAGAACAGCUACAAUUACUGCAGGAUAAGAUAACCAUACUUCAGCAACGACACGAGAGCAGGGAAAUGACUUUGCAGAGUUUAGUGCGCGAUUUGCUUCGGAAUCGAACGCAGUGCAAGGACUGCAAGAACGAGAAAGGGAAAAAUCGACAGUUAUGCUACUUCAGGCAAGAACUGGAUCACAUUCUUGGAAUGCUCCAAGAGAUCACCGACGUCCAUUGACUCCGUGACCCUCUGGUAGAUUAGGGUGAAACCUGGUGCUCACGUAAUAUCGAGAAAAAUGUACAUAGAACUCCUCAAAGGAAACAAUUUUUCUCGAUUCAUUAUUGGGCAUUGUGAUAAUUUGUAUUGUUACAGUGUGGAACCGAAGGUUUUGCUAGAAGACGUUAUAGUUCUAUUGUUAGGUACUUUAUAUAAACACAAACGAGGUAUAGGGUAUCUUCAAUGUCCAGUGUAUGUAUACGAGGAUCUCUGAAAACUUCAUUGCCGUCAUUAACUCGGAUUAGAAAUAAGAUUACGAUGCUAUUAAUGGUAGUGCAAUCUUGUCAGGUGUAAAGGAGAAUUCUAGUUCCCGUAUGAAGUUCAUCGUAUGCCUCGUCUGUGGUGGAAAAAGUGAAUAGGGUGCGCAGCCAAAAAAAAGUCGGGUCGGUGUUCUUUUUUUUACCGGCCCUUUUAAGGUGGCGACUAUUUAACUGUUCAAGAUCAUUCUCGCAAUAUCUUUAGUUGUUAUUAGCGUAUGGAAUAGCAGACCAGUGAAAUCAUAUCGAUCCUGGGAAAACUCGCGCGUAACGAUCGACUGGGAUCACUGCCAAAGAUAUUUAAACAAACAGAAAGAAUACGAAGGAAACGAACAAAUGACGAUGUUACUGCUUUUUUUAUCGUAACUUCUCGUCGACAUUCCUUCUUGCCAUUGUGUGCGUGCAGAACGCCUGGACUACGUCCAUAUUUGGAAGUAUAAUAAAAACGAAAAAAAGAGAAAAAGAGAAAAGAAAACGAACAAAACUAUGGAUAUUCAUAUAUCAAAUUGACAUAGAAAAUAUUUUGAUCUAUAUUUACUGAAAACAGACUUUUUAUUUAUCUAAUGACUAGUAAGACUACAGAGGCGUGUUGAACAGGACUGCUUCCGAAUCGGAACAAUAGCUUUAGUCCGAUGAUUAUCGUUAAGACUAUUUCGGCGGAGCGUAUUUGCCAUAUACGAGUAUAGUUGGAAGCAGGAUCAAAACGAGAUAUCUUCCAGAGCCGCGUAGAACGUUAGUUUUUUACAUGAGGCUUUUUUAGUAGAUCACGCUGUAUAUAAGCGUCAUCUUCGAUUGUUUCAACAAUCAUCGUAUUUAUUUUCUAUUUACACGGGGUGUCCCCAAUUCGCUGCCACGAGAUCAUCGAAUUCAGGACACGUCGCGUACAACAUUCAUUCUAUUCGCCAUCAACGAAGUCAUUUGUACACCCGAGUCGUCCAGUUGUAUAUCUAUUUAGUACACGUUAAGGGUAUUCGUUAUUAAACUGUAUUCGCACCCCACGGAGCACAGCGCAUAUCGCACAAAUCGGCGUGUCUUGUGUGUAUUGUCAUUUGAAUGUUCUCUCGUUAAAAAAAAUGUGAUUGUUAUUUAUAAAAGACAGUCAAUUGUUUUCCGAUUGUUUCACUUGUUCUUUUAUCAGAUCAUUGUACUCACGACUGCUCGCAAGAGAAUAACAGUUUACUUCAAGACUGGAUGUGUAUGUCAAAAUCACCCACCACUCGUUCUUUUAUAAUUAUUUUUAAGCUGAAUCGCCACGAUGUACAAACCCAC
Messenger RNA from Nomia melanderi (Alkali bee), 6056 nucleotides. RefSeq lists its product as uncharacterized. The record is from RefSeq and is a predicted model, not a curated record. NCBI's taxonomy places the organism in Eukaryota, Metazoa, Arthropoda, Insecta, Hymenoptera, Halictidae. Gene Ontology annotation, cellular component: centriole; axonemal microtubule. Gene Ontology annotation, biological process: cilium assembly.